This is a messenger RNA of Diatraea saccharalis (sugarcane borer), 1492 nucleotides long. Lineage: Eukaryota; Metazoa; Arthropoda; Insecta; Lepidoptera; Crambidae. The record is from the annotation of a GenBank genome assembly.
AUGGAUGAUCUCAAGUUGCUUGCUCCAAAUGCUCAGAGGCUGGUGGAGCUGCUGAAAAUCACAAAGGAUUUCAGUAGCUCCAUCAGCAUGGAGUUUGGGCUGGACAAGUGUGCGGUUAUCCAUGUGGAUAGAGGUCGGAUAAGUGAUUCCACCCAAGUGGACCUACCGGAUGGAUCCACCAUCCGUACCCUCUCCGAAACUGAUACAUACCGGUAUCUGGGUAUGUCACAGUAAUCUGGGUGUGCAUAUGGCGGACGUGAAACAAUCCGUUAAGGAGGCCUUUUUGGGACGCCUGACUAAGGUGCUUGAAAGCUACCUGUCAGGCGUCAACAAAGUCAGGGCCAUCAACGGUUGGGUCAUGCCAGUCCUAAUGUACACCUUUGGCAUACUCAGAUGGACUCAGACCGAAUUGGACGCCCUGGAUCGGAAAGUGCGCACAACUUUGACACUCCAUAGGAUGCACCACCCGAGAUCGUCAGUGAUGAGGCUGUAUAUCCCGAGGAAGAGCGGCGGUCGUGGGCUGCUCAGUGCGAAAACCCUGCACAACCGCGAGAUACACAGUCUCCGUAAUUACUUCCUGGCGAAAUCGGAAUCCAGUGAGUUGCAUAGAGAUGUCAAAGCAUGUGAUGUAGGACUAACCCCUCUCUCUUUGGCCACCGAGCAAUGGCGAGAACCGGCAGUACUUAGCACCACUGACCGAGAGGCCGUUUGGAGGGAGAAGGAGUUGCACGGUAGGUUCUACAAGGCGCUACACGAGCGUCAUGUGGAUCCGAGAGCCUCCGUGCAUUGGCUGCGCUUCGGGGACCUCUUUGGGGAAACCGAAGGUUUUGUCUGUGCAAUACAGGACCAGGUCAUUAUGACCCGAAACUACCGGAAGUAUAUCCUGAAGGAUGGGACAGAGGACGUUUGUAGAGCCUGUCACCAGCCCGGUGAGUCACUCAGGCAUAUUACUUCCGGUUGUCCUGUACUGGCUAAUACCGAGUAUUUGCACAGACAUGACCAAGCAGCCAAAAUACUCCAUCUCGAGCUAGCCUUCAAAUACGGCCUCAUAGGCGAAAAGGUGCCGUACUAUAAGUAUGUGCCGGAGCCAGUUCUUGAAAACGACCGCGCUCGAUUGUACUGGGACCGGUCCGUCAUUACGGACAGGACUGUUCCUGCGAACAAGCCUGAUAUCGUACUGAUGGACCGGGCGGAAUCUCGGGUGUUCUUAGUGGAUGUCACCGUCCCAUUCGAUGAAAACCUCGUGAAAGCCGAAUCAGACAAAAAACUUAAAUAUCUGAACCUGGCGCACGAGGUUACCGAUAUGUGGCGAGUGUCAUCCACUGAGAUCAUCCCAGUCGUAGUGUCAACGAAUGGCCUAGUCCCGACUUCUCUUCACGACCAUCUGAAGAGGUUGGGACUCCGUGACGGACCAAUGAUUGCGAGGCUCCAGCGGGCGAUCUUGCUCGAUAACGCAAGGAUCGUCCGCCGUUUUCUCUCUUUGUCGCCCUGA